Messenger RNA from Pectinophora gossypiella (pink bollworm), 1231 nucleotides. RefSeq lists its product as uncharacterized. Bases 2 to 1099 code for a protein of 365 amino acids. The transcript has 3 exons. Lineage: Eukaryota; Metazoa; Arthropoda; Insecta; Lepidoptera; Gelechiidae. The record is from RefSeq and is a predicted model, not a curated record.
UAUGGGAAAAAGGAAACACAAAGAUAAAAAAUCACAUCGAUCGAAGAAAAGAAGGCGUGAAAAAAGAUAUUAUUUAUCGGAUUCGUCGUCAUCGUCAAGUGAAGAUGAAUACUACGAUGCCGAGCAGUAUAGAUACCCGGAGAUAAAUAAUACGCCUGAUUAUGAAGACAUAGUGUCCAUACCGGGUUCGGAAAAAUCUAUCGAAGCCAGUGCAAAGAAUGAUGAUAACAUAGGAGAAAAAAAUCUUUCUGUGGCUCCUAGUGCUGAUGUUACAUAUAAUGAGGGUACAACGUUGGACAAUAAUUUGCCCAGUACGAGCGCGGAGGCGCCAGCCUUACCGACAGAAAUCCUGGAAGCCCUGGGCGACCCAAAAGGAAAGGAGGAAGUCCUAGGUCCAAAAAUACAGGAGGAGAUUGCCAGUCGAUGGGGACGCGUGCUCGUAGAUGGUCUAAGCAAGGAUCGAAAACAAGAGAUUUUGGCCAGCUCGUUAAUACCUGAUAAUUUUCGUUUAGCAAAAGCUCCUCUGUUAAACCCGGAAGUUAUUCCAGCGCUAAGUGACUCUUCCAAAAAUCGAGACAAGAUAGUAGAAAGAUUACAAAACCAACUCGGCUUGGGUAUAUCAAAGCUAACAUACUUAGCUACAGAUGUUAUUGAAGGCAAUGUCGAAAAGCUAGACAUUUUAAAAAAAAUCUCGGAAGCCAGCCAGAUUCUUUUAGACUUGUAUAACGAACAAACUAAAGCAAGACGAAGAAUGGUGAUAACAUCACUUGAUAAAAAGUUUGUAGGUAUGAUCGCAGACGCUAAACGAGACACAUACCUAUUUGGAGCGAAUCUCGGAGAAAAAAUUAAGGCGUCAAAAACGGCUGAAAUGUCGGGCUUGCAAAUAAAAAGAAAGGAUACGUCAAACACUCGUACACAUCCUCAACAGGGAAACUGGAGGGGCCCACCCCGGGCACAAGCUCAGCGUGGCUACCGACAGGGGGGGCAGAGAAACCGCUACCCGACGCAGUCAAACCGCCGCCCUCCACAAUCGGCAUCAGCAGUAGACCGCCAACCGCGGGGGCCAGCGAAGCAGACUCCCAAGUCAACCAAGACUUAAUGGAGGACCUGCCACCCGUUGUGGAAGCGUCUUACCCUGGUUUCGUCGCUAUUAUCAGGGAAGCCUUCAUACGACAAGCAUUAACAGAAGAUACAAUAAAAAUAAUGAUUUCCUCUCUUGCUAAAAACUCGC